AUGCGGGAAGAGCGAUUUGGUCAGCCAGCCGCUAGUGUUGCUGUAGAGCAAGUUACCCGUACAAAAUGUACACAGACGCAGACGUCUAACUCUUCCUGUUUACCAAGUCAGAGCGAGGAUAUUCAUAGAAUGGCGGCGAAUAUAAAUCCGGCACCCGCCUGCUUAAAAGCAGAUGUGUGGGAGCACUUUGGUUUUAAAAAAACGAAGGAAAGCAACGACUUGGAUAAAAGCGUCGCGGUUUGUAAGCUAUGUGGCACUAAAGUUAAGUAUUCCGGCAAUACCACAAAUUUACGAGCGCACCUAAAACGUCACCACCUGGACAAGUUUAUGCUUACGGAGGACCCAAAGCAGCAGCGGCCGCGUGACCCAAAACAAACUACGCUGGACAUUGAUGGCGGUUGUUCCCACAAGUUUCCGUCUGCUUCACCAAGGUCGCAGAAAAUUACAGAGUCCAUUGCCUACUUUAUUUGCCAGGAUUUGAGACCAUAUUCAGUGGUGGAAAACCCCGGCUUUAGGCGCAUGGUGAACGCGAUGGAGCCCCGCUAUCCGAUUCCAACCCGCGAACACCUCACCAAGGUUUCCAUUCCCGGGCUGUACGCUCAGACAAGGGCACACGUUAAAGCCUCCCUGGCCAGUGCGGAGAGAGUUGCCCUGACGUGCGACGGCUGGACCUCGCGCACAACUGAAGCGUAUGUUACCAUCACGGCCCACUUUAUCAACGAGGAAUGGGAGCUCGUUACGUAUGUUUUACAAACCAGGGACAUGCCCGAGAGCCACACCGGACACAACCUGGCAGAACAUCUGAGAAAGGCCCUCGCUGAGUGGGGAAUCACAGAAAAGGAUCCAGUAAUCGUCACUGACAAUGCCUCAAAUAUGACAAUCGCAGCUGAGGAGGCAGCAUUCACACUUCAUGUCAAAUGUUAUGCUCAUACACUAAAUCUAGCUGCACAGCGUGCCCUCAAAAUCACAGCAGUCGCACGCCUGCUGGGAAGGGUGAGACGCAUUGUGAGUUUCUUCAGACGGAGCACCACAGCCAACCACAUGCUGAAAGAAAAACAGAGGCUUCUACGACUACCAGAGCACAAGUUGAUGACGGAUGUAGUUACCAGAUGGAAUAGGGCGCAUGACAUGCUGGAAAGAUUCCUGGAGCAACAACCGGCCAUCUGCGCAACCCUGCUCUCGAGUGAAGUCAGGAAGACCGAGAAAGAUCUGUGCACACUGACUGAGUCAGAUGUGACAACAGCUGAAGAAGUAGUCAGCGCUCUGAAGCCUAUGAAAGAGGCAACACAGUACAUGUCCAAGGAGAAGACCCCCACACUGUCAGUCGUCGCACCCCUCCAGGACACACUGAUCAACGGACUGAAACCGAUCGAAGGUGAAUCUGCAGUCAUAAAAGAGAUGAAGGCUGCCAUGGCUGGGGAUCUUCAGAAGAGGUAUAUGGACCUCAAGGCAACUCUCCAUGCCUGUUCAGCGAUGGAUCCAAGAUUCAAAAGUCUUCCCUUCCUGACUGAAGAUGAAAGACAGGAAGUUUAUGAUGGACUGAUUGUAGAGGCUGCAAGACUGAGCAUGCAGCCAUCAGAGUCACUUUGGAGUGUGGAUGAAGAGGGCACAGCAAAUGCUCAUGCUCAUGAUGAGGGGAUGGCAUCUAAAGAAGAUAAAGACGCUGUGGAUGAAGGAGAGCAUUUCAUGGAAGGAGUGAGCAGUCAAGGUCAGCGUCCUCCACCCAGGAAUCCAAGGCCCUCUUGUCCACUGGCUGCCCUUCUUGGUGAACGAUACGGUGGUGGUGCAGCACGAACCAAGAAAAAUACCCAAGAGGACGAGGCCAAGGAGCAGAUGACCCGCUACAAGGAGGCAGAUCUCCUGGAAGUGAAAGAAGAUCCACUGGUCUGGUGGAAGGAGCACCAGUAUCAGUAUCCACUCUUGUCACAACUUGCUAAAAGGUACCUCUGUAUCCCUGGCACUAGCGUUUCCUCUGAGAGGGUAUUUUCCACAGCCGGAGAUAUCAUCACUGCUCAGAGAAGCGCACUUCUCCCAGAGCAUGUGGAUCAAAUUAUUUUCCUAAACAAAAAUCUGAAGACAAUGUAGAUCACUUGGUCUGCAGUUAUGUGGAGAGGAGAGUUUGUUUAGUGUUCACUUAAGGCCUUAAGCUACUUUGCUAAGAUGGGUAAAAAAAAAUUCAACUUGAAUUAUUGUCUGGCUGCCAUGGUUUAUUUUUUCUGCUGGCUAGACUGGCUACCUCACAUACGUGUAGGCUUACAGGCCUUAAAAUACUCAGCUAAGUUUUAAGUUAAAUGUUCUUAUUGACUUGAAUUAUUUGAUGUUUUGGAGAAGCCAUGGUACUACUAUGUUUACUUACCUG
Rhinichthys klamathensis goyatoka is the source of this 2359-nucleotide messenger RNA. RefSeq names its product E3 SUMO-protein ligase ZBED1-like. The transcript is spliced from 5 exons. Gene Ontology annotation, molecular function: protein dimerization activity; DNA binding. The record is from RefSeq and is a predicted model, not a curated record. The coding region runs from base 1 to 2085 and encodes 694 amino acids. Lineage: Eukaryota; Metazoa; Chordata; Actinopteri; Cypriniformes; Leuciscidae.